This is a messenger RNA of Volvox carteri f. nagariensis, 1335 nucleotides long. RefSeq lists its product as uncharacterized. The transcript has 10 exons. The record is from RefSeq and is a predicted model, not a curated record. Gene Ontology annotation, biological process: biosynthetic process. Gene Ontology annotation, cellular component: cytoplasm. Lineage: Eukaryota; Viridiplantae; Chlorophyta; Chlorophyceae; Chlamydomonadales; Volvocaceae. Gene Ontology annotation, molecular function: pyridoxal phosphate binding; L-kynurenine:2-oxoglutarate transaminase activity. Bases 85 to 1335 code for a protein of 416 amino acids.
ACACGACUUAGUAAGAUCUUUGUGCCAUUGCAUAGGCUCUACUAAAUUUUUAACCUCUCUCUUGAGCCGUUGAUAACUAGUAGAAUGCCUCCUGAAGCCGCACCUAUGGAGAACGGGUCUGCCAAGGCUGGUGCCUUCACUAAACCGCUCAAUGAAUUGUUUAGUUCUUUGCCGACCACGAUAUUUGAGGUCAUGAGCAAGCUUGCCAUGGAGCACGGCUCGGUCAACCUGGGCCAGGGCUUCCCCGACGCAGAGGGCCCCGAAACCAUGAAAGAAAUAGCCUCCAAGGCAAUGUACGACUUCCACAAUCAAUACCCCUCUCUGUUGGGGGUUCCUGAGCUUCGACAAGCCGUAGCCCGGCACAGCGAAACCAACCAGGGCAUUCCAGUGGACUGGGCUACGGAGACGCUGGUGACCGUGGGGGCUACGGAAGGUCUGGCGGCCUGCUUUCUGGGGCUGCUGAACCCUGGCGACGAGGUGAUCAUGUUUGAUCCCAUGUACGACAGCUACGUGUCCAUGGCCCGCCGCAGCGGCGCCACCAUUGUGCCCGUGCGCCUACAGCUGCCUGACUUUUCCGUACCAUUGGACGAGCUGGCGGCUGUGGUGGGUCCGCGUACCAAGAUGAUCAUGCUCAACAGCCCACAUAACCCCAGCGGCAAGGUGUUUACUCGGUCCGAGCUGGAGGCCAUAGCGGAGCUGUGCAUCCGGCAUGACGUCAUUGCGCUGUGUGACGAGGUGUACGAGCACCUGGUGUUUGGCGGCGCGAAACACAUCUCCUUGCGUGCGCUGCCGGGCAUGGCGGAGCGCUGUGUGCGGCUGGGCAGCGCGGGGAAGACCUUCUCCUUCACCGCCUGGAAGGUUGGCUGGAUGACUGGUCCCGCUAGGCUGAUGAGUCCCAUCAUAAAAGCCCACCAGUUUCUUGUGUUCACCGUGCCCUCGAGCUUGCAGCGAGCUGUGGCACACGGGCUCGAAAACGAGUCGGAGUUUUACUUAUCCCUGGGUCCCAGCCUGGGGGUGAAGCGGCGAUACCUGGAGGAGCAGCUGGCGGCAUUGGGGUUUGGAGUGCUGCCCGCACAUGGGGCGUACUUCCUCGUGGCGGACGUAAGCAAGUUCCUGCGGCCCGGAGAGGACGAUGUGGCCUUUGCCAAGCGGCUAACGGUGGAAGGUGGCGUCACCAUCAUCCCCAUCUCGGGCUUCUACGUGGGUUCAAGCAAGCCAACCCACUUGGCCAGAUAUGACCGAACGUGGAGUGGGUACCGGACUGGCUUGUUGCCAGACCGGCAGGCCUCCAACCCCUGGGGGGCCCCUGUAACGCCAGGGAUAUGUGCAAAAUAA